ACAACCUAGUGGAGAAGACAAGUGGAAAUGGAAUCAAUGGUGAAUAGAGAGAUUGGCCUUGGCAAAAAUGAUCACUUCUUCAUCUGACAUCUAAGUGAAGGAAGAGAUAGUGGAAGCUGUCCAAUUCAUUCAAGGAUAAGGGGGAAAAGGGGAGUUCUGAGCAAAUAAUCUCUCUCUCUCUCUCUCUCUCUCUCUCUCUCUCUCUCUCUGUAUAAGGUCCUCAGUUGAGGGUAGGAGGAAGGGUGCCAUAAAGGGAGAUACAUCUGAGUAGUCACAGUGUAGAGGGGAAUAGCAAAUUGAUCAGGGAGUGGAGAGUAUGUUCUUAUUCUUGUGAGAUGGGAGAUAUCCUUCUGACAGUCCCAAUAUUAAAAUAUUUAUUUAAAUGGGCCUAUUUUUAUUCAACAGUAAGAUCAAUAAAUGCAGUUAAGUUUUAUGCUAUCUCUAAGUAAUCAAUGAAUGAAUGAAGCCUCUCUCAAUGACUUCACAGUGUGAUCAUCCUUACAAAUGAGAUUUCCAAUAAAAUAAACUUUUCAAAUCUUAAUAUAGACACUUAAAGAAAUUACAACUUUUAGUAGCCAAGCGAUGUCCUUGAGAUCAUCCAGUUCAUAUAACAUCUCCUACAAACUAUUUCUAGACAAAUGAAACACUAUCCUAUUUUUAAAGACUUUCAGGAAAGACAUGUUGCUUAAACAACCACUUCUUUUAAGAAUUUCAUUAUACAUAAAGCACUGAAGCUACUCUGCAGGGUCUUUCUCUUCUAAUACGGCACUCAGUGAAGAUGAAAAACUCGAUAAAAAGAAAAACCUGAAAAAUGAAAAAAAAAUGCUUUGGCAUCAACUAUCAAGCUAAAGUCACUGGGACCCCAUUUCCUCUUUGAUGCAAAUUAAGGACCAAGAUAGAUGACAUUCAAGGUUGUUUUCCAGUUCUAAAUCUUAAAAUAAAAGGAGUCAAUUGUUAGUCUCUGUGAUCCUUAUCUGUUCUUAUAUAGGCCUUCUCUGGAUGGAUAAUAAAUAGGCUCUUAACUCUAGUACUAGAAAGACCUGAGCCCACCUGUUUUUUGCCCUCUUUCCCAUACUACUCUCUAUUUACUUUGUGUAUUUUAUAUGUUGCAGGGCUUCCCAAAAAUCGUAAUGCAAAUGCAACCCAAGCUUAAAGUUGACCAAAGAUUUUUUUAGAUGCUCUUUGUGUGUGUAUUUUAAAAUUCAUUUACACACAUACAUAUAUCGAGAAAAAGGGAAGAGGAGAGAGAGAAUACGCUCAGAGGUUGUUCCAGUCCCUUUAAUUUAUGUAUAACUCUAUUUGUCUCCACAAUUAGAACUUAAGGUCCUGGUUAAGUAGGAACCUGUCCUUGGCAAAGAGCAGAAGACCAAUAAAUUACUUGACUUGAGUCUAGCCGCCUAUUUUACAGAUGAGGAAACUGAGCCCCAGGAGGUGUUAAGUUCUCCCUCAAGGCCAUGCCAGCAUUCCGUGACCGAGACGGGUCGUACUCGGAUUCCGAACCAUGUUCUGGAACGUAGGGGUGUCCAAAGACGCGAUGGGGCUGGCAAGGGGCUAGUGCCGCAGGCAAAACCAGCUCGGCGGGACUCAAUGGUUCGCGGGGUACCGGGGUCCUCUCCCAGAGCAGAGGUGAUACAGAGGUUCAGUUCUUCUACCCCCUCAUACCCGCUAAUCCUUCAGUCCUUCACAGCCAGAGCCAGAGCCCGAGCCCGAGCCCAAGCCCGAGCCCGCGGCGGUGCUCACAGGCAGCCCGAGACCAUGACCGUGACCGCCCUAAAACGGGGUGGGGGAGGCUGGGCGGUCACGUGAAGCCGAAACUGUCGCACCAAUGGGAGACGGGCGCGGAAUGGAAGGGAUUGUAUGACCCCCGUGACGUCACAAAACCGGCGGGGAGAGAACGCGGCCCUUCCUCCUCCGCUCCCCUUAGGCCGGCCUCCCCACCUCCCUCCUCGCCUCUCCCCAUCCGACCCCUCCCUCGCUGCUAGCUCCCGGCUCCACGCCCGCCUUCCUUGUUCCCACCCACCCGGCCGCCCCACAGCCAAUAGGAAGGCGAGAAGGGGCUUAGGGGCCGCCCGGCAGGGUGCCAGAGCGGGGCCGGGGCCGGGGCGGGGGCUGGGGCCCGAGUACCCGGGACCUGCGCCUCGGGCUGCGGGGAGGAGAAGGUACCCCAGCCACAGCCGAAACCGGAGUCGCAGCCGCAGCCGCAGCCGCAGCCGGAGCCGGAGCCGGAGCUGCCUCUGCCGUCCUCCAGCUGCUGCUCCCCAGGGAAGACCAGCCUACUCCCCGGACGUGCCCGGAAUCCCUGUCAGAAGUUCCAGCCUGCCCCUGUACUCCGAUGCCAUGCCUGCACCGACUCAGCUGCUUUUCCCCCUGAUCCGUAACUGUGAGUUCAGCCGUAUCUGUGGCAGUGCGUGCUAUUGCCAUCACACGCACCUGUGCUGCUCCCCGCCUCCCUUCCCUCACAGCCGCCUGCGCUACCCUCCUCAGAAGGCAUUCUCGACUUUUUGCCGGCCUAAGGAUCCCUUCUGGCAGUAUACCCAUGCGAGGAGGUACACUGCCACGCCACAGAAAUUUUACCUCACGCCUCCACAAGUCAACAGCAUCCUGAAAGCCAAUGAGUACAGCUUUAAGGUCCCCGAGUUCGAUGGCAAGAACAUCAGCUCCAUCCUGGGAUUUGACAGCAAUCAGCUGCCCGCCAAUGCCCCCAUUGAGGACCGGAGGAGCGCGGCGACGUGCUUGCAGACGCGGGGGAUGCUCUUGGGGGUGUUUGAUGGCCACGCAGGGUGCGCCUGCUCACAGGCAGUCAGUGAGAGACUUUUCUACUACAUAGCUGUCUCUCUGUUGCCCCACGAGACUUUGUUAGAGAUAGAAAAUGCUGUGGAGAACGGCCGAACCCUUCUGCCCAUCCUGCAGUGGCACAAGCAUCCCAAUGACUACUUCAGCAAAGAGGCGUCCAAGCUUUAUUUCAACAGCUUGAGGACUUACUGGCAGGAACUCAUAGACCUAAACACUGGAGAAACCACUGACGUCAAGGAGGCUCUGAUUAAUGCCUUCAAGAGGCUUGACAAUGACAUCUCCCUGGAAGCCCAAGUUGGGGAUCCCAACUCUUUCCUCAACUACCUGGUGCUGCGUGUGGCCUUCUCGGGGGCCACCGCCUGUGUCGCCCAUGUGGAUGGGGUUGACCUCCACGUGGCCAACACUGGGGACAGCCGGGCCAUGCUGGGGGUACAGGAGGAGGACGGAUCUUGGUCAGCAGUCACACUCUCCAAUGACCACAACGCACAGAAUGAAAGCGAAGUGGAAAGACUGAAACUAGAGCACCCCAAGGCCGAGGCCAAAAGUGUCGUGAAGCAGGACCGGUUACUGGGUCUGCUGAUGCCCUUCCGGGCCUUUGGGGAUGUCAAGUUCAAGUGGAGCAUCGACCUCCAGAAGAGGGUGAUAGAAUCAGGCCCGGAUCAGUUAAAUAAUAACGAGUACACCAAGUUUAUCCCCCCCAAUUAUCACACCCCUCCAUAUCUCACUGCCGAGCCAGAAGUGACAUACCACAGGCUAAGGCCGCAGGAUAAGUUUUUGGUGCUGGCGACCGACGGCCUGUGGGAGACCAUGCAUAGGCAGGAUGUGGUGAAACUAGUGGGCGAGUACCUCACUGGGGUUCAUCAUCAAAGCCCCAUCUCCGUUGGGGGUUACAAGGUAACUUUGGGACAGAUGCAUGGUCUCUUAGCGGAAAGGAGAGCCAAGAUCUCUUCUGCAUUUGAAGAUCAAAACGCAGCCACUCAUCUCAUCCGUCAUGCUGUUGGCAAUAAUGAAUUCGGGGCUGUUGAUCACGAACGUCUCUCCAAAAUGCUUAGUCUUCCUGAGGAGCUUGCUCGCAUGUAUAGGGAUGACAUCACAAUUAUCGUCGUCCAUUUUAAUUCUCAUGUGGUAGGAGCAUAUCAAAACCAGGGACAGUGAAUGACUGAUAAUUAAGGCAGUUAGAGAAUGAAAAUAGCAAGUUUAAAGGGCAAAGAGAUUUUUAAAAAAAACUAACUUGAGAAAUCCUUCUAUUGGGUCAGCCCAUCAAAUCAAGCAUUUACUCAUUUGAAAUCCUAACAAAUACAAGUAUAUUUCUGGAACUUGGGAGAAUGUCAGGAAAAGGACUAGUAAGCAGACAUCUCUGAAAGUCUGAAAAGAAUGCUGCCGUAGUUUUGAUCAGACAAGAUCUCUGAUUGAUAAGGAAAAGAUGCUUGGAGACCUAUCAGGUUGUCCUUAUAAUUUUCCUCUAGAGAAAGGCUUAAUUUUACCAGUCUUUGCAGAUAGCCUUGACUUCAGGGUAGGACCUUGACUAGAUGGAGAGAGAGGAAUUUGCAGGGUCUUUGCUUACUGUAGAAGUGGAGCAAAAUAAUGUUGUUUAUUUGCAGAAAAAUACCUGCUUCACCACUGAGUAAAACUUGCUCACUACCAUUUUUAAUUGCAUACUUCCCCUGUGUGCAUUUGUUUAAGCACAUUGUUCAGAGUUAGCAAAACUCAAGCAAUUCAAAUUUAUUCAACCAUUGUGGCUUAUGAUGUUGAAAUGAAAUGCUACUUUGGGGGAAAAUGUAACCAAAUUUUAUUCCCUUUCUGUCCCACCGCCUGAUAUUAGCUUCCUGAUGGAACUUAAACAUGUCUUCUGAAGAAAACAAAAGUUUUGUUUUUUCUUUAUUUGUUACUGAUAAUAAACAAGGAGGAAAAAGCUUUGUUUCACUUGUAUAAUGUAAAAAGCUUCGCUGAGCUCCUUAACAUGAGAGAUGUAAAAUUUUUUUUAGGACUGAGACAGUCAUAACUUGACCCAUCCUCGAGAGCUUUACUACUCCUCUAUAGUUUAUCUUACAUCACUAUUCCUUAUGAAAUGAUCACCACAGAAGGCAUGCUGUCAGAGAGAGGAUUGGCUAUUGUUACCAUAAGAUCAACUUUUUUUUAUUUUGAUGAUUCUCCAAAAAUUAUUUACCAGCUUUAUAUUUUAAAUAUGCCAUGCAUAUGGGAAGUUGUAAACGGUGGGGUGGGGAUGGGGACAUUUUAAUAUCACCAGAUAGAAAGGAAAGGGAAGAAGGUGUCUUGCCUUCCUCCGCUUCCUUCUCCGUCCCCUGAAAACACAGGUCAAAAAAUAAACUUCCUUGGUUUAAAUGUUACUAAGUGCUUUAAAUAUACUGCGGCUUGUAAAUAGGAAUGCAAAGAAAGAUUAAAAUGAAACACCUUAGAAAGGUAAUUAAUUACUAUGCAUGCCUGAUUUGUAACAUUGAUCAUAGCAUCAUAACCUGCUGCCAUUUUCUACAGUGAUGUCCCCAUGUGAUUUAAUUUCUGCUGACCAUAGAAAGACAUGAAUAUGAUCACAAAAGAAGGAAAUAUGCUUGUGGUGACACUUUGGAGCUUAUUUAGUAUUGUGUCAUUGGAUAUUUCACUACUAGAUUUAAUGGUGAGCUGUGGAUUUAUUUUCUCCACUCCAUCUAAUAUCAGUGAAAAAACUAGCUAUGACUACAUUUGAUUUGCAGGUAGAUUUUGGAUAUAAAUAGUUCCCAGUUAUCUAACAUGAAAUUAGUUGGGGUAUUUUUUGAUAGAAUAAAAACUGGGCUAUAAUGUGCAAAGAUUCUUUCUGGACUUUGACCAGUAGGGCAACUUGGGGACUGCUAAAUUAGGUUUUGUUAAAAACUCACCCAGAAGGCUAGUAGCCCAGAAUAACUUGCUAUUUAAUUUCUGGUAUGCCUCACAUAUUUAUUACUCAGAGGAGUGGCAUAAAAAGAGAACCACUUAUGCAUUACAUACUGUAGUAAUGGAGUCACAUCAACUUCUCUGAAUAAAACCACUGAACAUAUAGCAAGAUCUCUGACAUUUGUAUAUAGCUCAGUGCUAUGUAAAUUUGGCUUCCCAUUGUCCUAAUCAAGAUGAUGGCACUAUCCAUAAUUUUAUUAAAAGAGUCACACAAUGGUCUUCAAUUUGAAAGCUCAGUUCAUUUUCCCACAGAAGAUGAAAACCACAGUUUGGAUUCUGACAACUUUAGGAAUGUGAUAAUUUGGUUGUAAUUGGAGUGUAACACCAUCCAAAGCAACUGUGAUCUUAUUGUAAUUUGUUCCCCUCUGUGUUAUUCUUUAUCCAGAACUAAAAUUCUUGCAUAGGUGAAAAGACUUGUGUCUUUCCUGUUGCCUUGUCUCAUGUGUAAAGUACAGAAUGUAUGUAAGCUGUUAAAGUAUUUAGGCUUUCUUAAAUUUUUCUACUGUUUAAACUUUCUAGCAGCAUAUGCACUUAACUACUGUAUUUAUAUUUAAUCAGUGGUUCAUUAUAGUAUUUAUAUUUAAAAAAAAAAAGAAGUCCUUAAUGAGUUAAAAAGGGAUCCUGGUACUAGAACAGUGCUCACUAGGAAAACAACUCUGUUUCAUAUAAAGUAUAUAACUGUACAGGGAUAUAUUAAAGUGUUUAUGAUUUGGAGAAAUAUUGUUAGAAAUGUCUGGAGUGAAUUAAAAGUAUCAUAACUGCUUUCCAAA
Messenger RNA from Monodelphis domestica (gray short-tailed opossum), 6488 nucleotides. It is a transcript of the gene PDP1, whose product is annotated as pyruvate dehydrogenase phosphatase catalytic subunit 1. Gene Ontology annotation, molecular function: cation binding; [pyruvate dehydrogenase (acetyl-transferring)]-phosphatase activity. Gene Ontology annotation, biological process: protein dephosphorylation. NCBI's taxonomy places the organism in Eukaryota, Metazoa, Chordata, Mammalia, Didelphimorphia, Didelphidae. Gene Ontology annotation, cellular component: mitochondrion. The record is from RefSeq and is a predicted model, not a curated record.